Messenger RNA from Megalops cyprinoides (Indo-Pacific tarpon), 1838 nucleotides. Its product is annotated as suppressor of tumorigenicity 7 protein homolog. The record is from RefSeq and is a predicted model, not a curated record. The transcript has 16 exons. Lineage: Eukaryota; Metazoa; Chordata; Actinopteri; Elopiformes; Megalopidae. The coding region runs from base 30 to 1628 and encodes 532 amino acids.
AGCGUUCCUUUUUUUGUCUCGCCUGAUCCAUGCUGACAGAAACUCCUGGCUGCGGUUGCUUUCGAAUAACUGUGCUGCCUGGUGCAGCCAUGUUCAGCACAGAGUCCUCACUCAGCAUGUUUCUCAACACUUUGACCCCCAAGUUUUACGUGGCUUUGACAGGGACCUCAUCGUUAAUAUCCGGCCUCAUCUUGAUAUUUGAGUGGUGGUACUUCAGGAAGUACGGGACCUCCUUCAUUGAGCAAGUGUCAGUGAGCCACUUGCGCCCUCUGCUGGGCGGUGUGGACAACAGCUCUCCCAGCAGCUCCGGUGCCAGUAACGGAGACACAGACUCCAAUCGACAAAAUGUGUCGGAAUGUAAAGUGUGGAGAAAUCCACUGAACCUGUUCCGAGGAGCAGAGUAUAACAGGUAUACGUGGGUUACGGGCCGAGAACCCCUCACCUACUACGACAUGAACCUCUCCGCGCAGGACCACCAAACCUUCUUCACCUGCGACUCAGACCGCCUGCGGCCUGCCGAUGCCAUAAUGCAGAAAGCCUGGAGGGAGAGGAACCCACAGGCCCGAGUCUCCGCUGCACACGAGACCCUGGAGCUCGAAGAGUGUGCCACAGCCUACAUCCUGCUGGCGGAGGAGGAGGCCACCACCAUCGCGGAGGCUGAGAAACUCUUCAAACAGGCGCUGAGAGCCGGGGAGAGCUGCUACAGACACAGCCAGCAGCUGCAGCACCACGGAGCGCAGUACGAAGCACAGCACAGAAGGGACACAAAUGUAGUGGUUUACACUAAGAGAAGACUGGCCAUGUGCUCCAGGAAGCUGGGCAGAACCCGGGAGGCGGUCAAAAUGAUGAGAGAUUUAAUGAAGGAGUUCCCUCUCCUCAGUAUGUUCAAUAUCCACGAGAACCUGCUGGAGGCGCUGUUGGAUCUGCAGGCCUAUGCUGACGUUCAGGCGGUGCUGGCCAAGUACGACGAUAUCAGUUUACCCAAAUCUGCAACCAUAUGCUACACUGCGGCCCUUCUGAAAGCCAGGGGUGUGUCAGACAGGUUCUCUCCGGAGGCGGCGUCUCGGCGGGGCCUCAGUACGGCGGAGAUGAACGCGGUAGAGGCCAUUCAUCGAGCGGUGGAGUUCAACCCACACGUCCCCAAAUACCUGUUAGAGAUGAAGAGUCUGAUCCUGCCCCCGGAGCACAUCCUGAAGAGGGGCGACAGCGAGGCGGUGGCUUACGCCUUCUUCCACCUGCAGCACUGGAAGAGGGUGGAGGGAGCACUCAACCUGCUGCACUGCACCUGGGAGGGCACUUUCAGGAUGAUUCCCUAUCCUCUGGAGAAAGGCCACCUCUUCUACCCAUACCCCAUAUGCACAGAGACAGCGGACAGAGAGCUGCUACCCACAGUGUUCCACGAGGUGUCGGUGUACCCUAAGAAGGAGCUGCCCUUCUUCAUCCUCUUCACCGCCGGCCUCUGCUCCUUCACCGCCAUGCUGGCCCUCCUCACACACCAGUUCCCUGAGCUCAUGGGCGUCUUUGCUAAAGCGUUCCUCAGUACGCUGUUUGCGCCACUGAACUUCGUCAUGGAGAAGGUGGAGAGCAUCCUGCCAUCCAGCCUCUGGCACCAGCUCACACGCAUCUAGCACCAGAAAGGACUGCUGACGCUUUAACUCCAAGUUCCUGGACUGUUAUGGACUACAAAACAUGGCAUGAUGGGAGAAAGGGAAAAGGGAAAACAAGUUCGACUAUUUCUUCUCAUGUGAACGUUGAGGGGUUGUACGGAAAAAAGAUGGCGAUCACUUGGCUUCAUACAGAAAAGCUGGAAAUGGACAGUGAAAAUAAAGACAUUUGUG